Molecule: messenger RNA, 380 nt
Organism: Closterium sp. Naga37s-1
Lineage: Eukaryota; Viridiplantae; Streptophyta; Zygnematophyceae; Desmidiales; Closteriaceae
Source: the annotation of a GenBank genome assembly
GGCGGCUCGGGCGGCUCGGCGGCUCGGCGGCUCGGCAACUCGGCGGCUCGGGCGACUCGGGCGGCUCGGCGGUACGGCGGCUCGGCAGCAACUGCGGCUCGGCGACUCGGCGGCUCGGGCGGCUCGGGCGGCUCGGCGGUACGGCGGCUCGGCAGCAACUGCAGCUCGGCGGCUCGGCGACCCGGCGGCUCGGGCGGCUCAGGUGGCGCGGCGGCUCGGGCGGCUCGGGUGGAUCGGGCGGCUCGGCAGCAGCUCGGCGGCGCCGGCGGCUCGGUGGUGACGGCGGGGCCGCGUGGGGACGGCGGCUGGGCCGGGUGGAGCGGCGGCGGGGCCGGGUGGAGCGGCGUCGGGGCCGGGUGGAGCGGCGUCGGGGCCAGUAG